AUGAAGAGAAGUGCGAGAUUAGUUAGUCAUAUAACUACUCCCAUUUUUUACCCAAACGCAAGGCCUCAUUUGGGCCAUUUGUACUCGAGUUUGCUCUGUGAUGUUCAACAUCGAUGGAAAUUGUUGAAGGGUGUUGACUCCUUACUGACCACAGGGACCGAUGAACAUGGAUUGAAGAUACAAUUGGCUAGUGAGAAGAACCAUUAUAAGAAUCCCAGAGAGUUUGUAGAUAAGUUAUACCCUGAGUUCAUAGGAUUGGAUAAAUUUUAUAACGUGAAGUUUACCAAAUUUAUACGUACAACGGACCCCUCUCACAUUGAGAACGUGUUGAAACUGUGGGAAUUAUGCAAUAAGAAUGGUUAUAUCUACAAGGGAGAACAUCAUGGAUGGUAUUCAAUCAGUGAUGAAACUUUCUACCCUGAAUCAAAAGUGAUUGUCGAUCCUAAGGACCCAACACGUCAUAUCAAUACAGAAUCAUUUAAUGAAGUAAUAUAUCAAUCUGAAACAAAUUAUUAUUUCAAAUUAUCAGCAUUCCAAGAUAAAAUAUUAAAGUAUAUAGAAACAGAACAUCCCGAGUUUGUUUAUCCCCCUUCGAAACGUGAUCAAUUGCUAAAAGAUUUGAGGGUAAAUCCUUUACAGGAUCUUUCAAUAUCAAGACCUGCAACGCGUUUGCAAUGGGGUAUUACUGUUCCAAAUGAUCCUGAACAAAAAAUAUAUGUGUGGUUUGAUGCUCUCUGUAACUAUGUUUCUGCUGUAGGUGGUAUCGAUACCACAAUACAGCCAGCAACCAUCCCAUCACCUCAUUGGACUCAGACUACCCAUUUAAUUGGCAAGGAUAUCACAAAGUUUCAUUGUUUAUACUGGCCCAGCUUCUUGAUGGCUUCCAACUUACCUCUACCGAAACGUGUCGUAAUACAUAAUCAUUGGAUUUCUAAUGGGAUGAAGAUGUCUAAGAGUCUGGGAAACGUUGUGGAUCCAAUCACGGUUGGGAAAAAGUAUGGUCCAGACAUUGUUAGAUGGUACCUUUUGGAAAAUUCCAAAAUCGAUACUGAUGGAGAUUUUAUUGAAGAUAAUGUCACUGGAUUGAGGCAAUUAUUUGUAUCUAAAUGGGGUAAUUUAAUUAAUAGAUGUUGUGGUCAAAAAUUUAAUAUCGCAAGAGCAGUAAAUACAUUCUCAAUGGAUCCAUAUGCCAGUAUAUCGAGUUUAUGGAAGGAUAAUGAUGAAGUUACUACUCAUAUCGAUAAUAUUUUUGAACAAUUGAAUAAACUUCCUGAAAAGAUGGAUGAUAAGAUAGAAAAAUUUGAUCAUUCAAACUUAUUGAGAGAAAUUUGGAAUUUAAUUAAUGAUGCAAAUUCUCUAAUCCAAGUAAGUAAACCAUGGGAAAACCCUCAGUUACAACAGGAUUCGAUAAUAUUUCUGUGUAUUGAAACAGCUCGUAUAUUAUCCAUAUUAACACAACCAAUCAUUCCAACAAUUUCCAAUAACUUUUUGGACCGUAUUGAUGUCAAACCAGAAAGUAGAACUUUGGAUUAUGUAAUUAUUGGUGCAGAUAACAGCUAUGCAGAUAAUGCUAACUCCUCUAAAAGGAACGUCCCAUUAGAAUAUGCACCAUCAGGGACUGAAUUCACUCACGACAUGUAA
Molecule: messenger RNA, 1641 nt
Organism: Maudiozyma barnettii
Lineage: Eukaryota; Fungi; Ascomycota; Saccharomycetes; Saccharomycetales; Saccharomycetaceae
Gene: MSM1
Product: methionine--tRNA ligase MSM1
Exons: 1
Coding region: 1-1641 (546 amino acids)
Biological process (GO): methionyl-tRNA aminoacylation
Molecular function (GO): methionine-tRNA ligase activity; ATP binding
Source: RefSeq, a predicted model, not a curated record